AUGGAUGAUUCAUUUGGCCCAAGCCUCUUUGGCUACUUCGACUUCACCCUGCUCUUCGAGCAUAGCAUGUUCGAGAUUGUCCCCGCUGGCAUCAUCAUCUUUUCCUCCCCAUUCUACAUCUAUACAGCUUCCCGCUCCAAGCUGAUAUGCGCUCGCCUGGGAUGGCUCCUGUGGAUGAAGCUGGCGCUGGCAGUUGCGCUCGGAGCGCUCCAAGUAGCCAGCGCCGUGCUUUGGUGGGAGCAGCCGCUCGAUUCAACCUUGGCUAGGGUUUCCUCCAUCCUCUCUUGCGUGGCUGCUACGUGCAUCUUUUUGAUGCUCUACGUCGGUCACCGAUACUUUGUUCGCUCGCCCUCCUUCUUGAGCCUCUUCUUGACCACGACGCUGCUCUGCGAUGCUGCCAUCACCCGGACAUACUUUAACCGAACUGGCCUCCACCUGCUCGGCCGAUUACAUGCACCCAUUCCGGUUCUCAAGUUUGCACUGCUCAUCCUCGAGGAGGUGUCCAAGAGGUCUCUGAUGCCGGAGCAACUACGCUCUUCUCUCGGGCGAGAAGCAUUCGCCGGCUUCUGGAACAAGUCCUUGUUUCUAUGGAUCAACUCGACUCUACUCAUCGGAUUUCGAGGUGAUCUUUCCACCCGAGACCUCGCAGCUCUCGAUCCACAGUUUGAGCCGGAAAAGCUGUACAACGACUUCUCCCGGCGGUGGGCAAACGCCAACCACAAGUCCAUGUUUGCAUUGCUCUAUACAUGCAUUCACACUAUCCCCUGGAUGUUCAUCUCCAUUAUACUGCCCCGACUUCUUGUCAUUGCCUUCAACUACGCUCAACCAUUUUUGUUGUGGGAAAUCGUUCGCAAGGUCGGCUUGGGCAACCCGACAACCGAUGUUGUGAAUGCCCUCAUAGGCGCAACCGCCCUUGUGUACGGGGGCAGAACUGUGUGCUCUUCUUGGUAUCGUUACAUCAAGAACAAAAUAACCCUUGGAAUUCGUGCCAUGUUGAUCAGCGCCGUAUACAACAAGUCGAUGAGACUCAGCGCCGAUGAGGCCAGCAAGUCGGCCGCUCUUACGCUGAUGAGUACCGACGUCAACGCCGUCGAAAUGCUGGUUUCACUCUCAUACGAGUUUUGGGCUCGUAUACUGGAAGUGGCUGCCGGCAUUGCUGUUCUUGGCCGCCUGAUCGGCCCGUCUUGCGUCUUCACUUUGAUACCUGCGAUCCUCGUCUCCCUGGUCUCAACUCGCCUCUCCAAAGUCAUGCAUACAACUCGCAAAGUGUGGAACCAGCAAAUUCAGGAUCGUGUUGCUCAUACGUCCAAUGCGUUGGCACAACUCAAGGAUAUCAAGAUGCUCGGUCUGGGGCCGAUCAUGGCAGAGCGCCUGCAGGAAAAGCAGCGCGCAGAGAUUUCGGUGUCUAUGGCUGACAGAGCUACCUGGUCAAUCACCAUGGCCAUGGCCGCCUUUGUUGAAACUGUGACCCCGACCGUGGUUAUUGCAGCCACCAUCUUUUGGACACGGCGGACAGAGCAGCUGUCAGCAGCCGAGUUCUUCGGUAUCCUUGCGCUUGUCGUCAUGGUGACAGCCCCAGUAUCAGCGCUCCUGGGAAACCUUGGAUAUUGGUCGGCCGGCUUUGCUUCACUCGCGCGGAUCCAAUCCUAUCUCCUGCAGGAUGAAAUGAAAGACUACCGCGAGCUCAUAGAUGAGCCCGGUCUGUCGUCGCGCACCAGUACAGCCACGGCAUCUUCUACUGGAGCUGCCGUUCAAGGAGGGAGGCGGAGCCGGAGCCGGCGCCGGAGUCGUCGCAUACAGUUUGCCGCCCAGAUGUUCAACGUCGCAGUCACAUACGACACAUCCUCUCCAGUUCUCGUGGAUGUUUCGUUGAACUUUCCCGCUCACAGGAAGACGAUGAUCUAUGGCACUGUUGGGUGUGGCAAAACCACUCUGUUGAAGACACUUAUUGGUGAGGCACCGGUCCGAGAGGGCGUGGUGUCCGUUCUCACAAAGUCGAUUGCUUAUUGCAGCCAGACACCCUUUAUCCGAAACGCUUCUAUCAAAGCCAACAUUGUCGGGCCAAAUCCGCACAACGAAGCCUGGCUGGACAGGGUUCUAUGGAUCUGUGCUUUGAACGUGGACCUGGCAGCGUUUCCCAACGGAGUCGACACCAUCGUCGGCAGCGACGGGUGCAACCUGAGCGGCGGCCAGAAGCAGCGUAUCUCCCUCGCCCGCGCGCUGUACGCCAAGGCUGAGAUCCUCCUCUUGGACGAUGUCUUUAGCUCGCUGGAUGUAGAUACCUCGUCGACGGUGCGGGUACGUCUCUUUGGAGGAACGGGCAUCCUGCGAUCGAGCGGGACGACGCUGAUCAUGACGACCAGCAUGACUCCGCACCUAGUCGAUGCCGAUCAUGUCAUUGGUAUCUCACGGGGCGGCCGAGCGAUGUGGCUCUCGCAUUCCGACCAAGAAGUCAAUUCUCGGUCCUUCCCAGCGAGCGUCCUCCCGGAGCCGGAGGAAGCCGAUCCGGUGGUUGUUGUCGAGCAGUCGACGAGUGAAAAGGCGGAACUGCCGGCCGUCGAAACGUCGUCGGAAAAGACGAAAGAAGCUCCGAGAUAUCAUCCGACAUCAAAAUACGGCGACUUCUCGCUGUACUCGUACUUCUUGGCGCCUGCAGGCGGCUGGAUACUGGUGCUGUGGGUUGUCAUAGUGUCCGUUGCCGCGGUUGCCGAGAGGAUGCCCCAGAUCUACGCUCGGAUAUGGUUGGAAAAGAACCCCGAUAGCCGAUUGUAUUACCUCGGAUAUGCUAUCCUGGGCGUGAUAGCUCCAUUGUGCAAUGUAGUAGCUGGUAGCUUCUACUUCUACCUCGUCAACUCACGAACGACCGAGGCUUUGCACUGGAAGAUUGCAGACACUACCUUUAGAGCGACGCUUGAUUUUCUCACAGAGGAAGACACUGGUUCACUACUCAACCGGUUCAGCCAAGACAUCACGAUAGCUUCGCAACGACUUCCGCUAGCUCUCAUGCCUGCCAGUUGGAUGGCUGUGACGGUCCUGGUCGACAUUGGCAUUAUAGCAUCCGGCGCCAAGUACGCUGCCCCAAUUAUACCAGUCUUUCUAUUGCUACUGGCCGUGAUUCAGCAUUACUAUCUUCAAACCUCUCGGCAGCUUCGAUAUAUGGAACUCGACAUGUCCAAGCUCCUAUACACGCAUUUCUCGGAGACAAGCACCGGCAUCACGAGCAUUCGCUCUUUUCAGUGGGAGCACGAUGCGAAGAUGCAGCUGUACGAAACCCUGAACGCGGCACAGAAGCCAUUCUACUACAUGUUGUCUAUUCAGCAGUGGCUGCAAGUUGUCCUGAACAUGUCGAGCAUGGCCGCCGCGGUGGUGCUCGUUAGCCUGGCACUGCACUACACGGGCACGUCCACUGCGUCGUCGAUGGGCCUUGCGCUGCUCAGUCUCAUCACGUUUAGCGAAACGAUGGGCAUCCUUAUCGGUACCUGGGUCGAUACGGAAACGGGACUGGGCGCCAUUGCGCGUACUCGGGCGUUUGCGCAGACGACGCCGGUGGAGAGGGACAAGACAGGCAUGCACCCGCUGUCUGAGAAAUGGCCGGCGGCUGGUAAGGUCGACUUUAGUUGUGUGAGCGCGCGUUAUCAACCAGAGAGCGAGACGCCAAGGACUGCUCUCAGCAAUGUCACCUUCCGCAUCAACGCGGGUGACAAGGUGGGUAUAGUCGGACGCACUGGAAGCGGUAAAUCAUCCCUGCUAUCUUGUUUGCUCGCCCUUGUGGAAUACUCAGGGAGCAUCAGCAUCGACGACAGAGAAGUCCGAGGCGUGCCUCGCGACGUGCUGCGAAAACGCAUCACCACAAUUACCCAGUCAGGGCUUCAAUUAAGAGGCUCGGUACGGUUCAACCUCAACCCCUUCAGCUUCGAGUGCGUCGACGAUGAUGCGCUCCUCAGCGCUCUGGACCGCGCCGGCCUACUGUGGCUCGUCGACGCGCGCGGCGGCAUUGACGCGGACAUGGUCGACAUGAAGCUGUCGCAAGGUGAGAAGCAGCUGUUUCAGAUUGCGCGCGCGAUCCUACACAAGCAGUGCACCGACACCAAGCUUGUCCUGGUUGACGAGGGCUCGGCGAGCAUGGACGAGGACACGGAGAGACGCGUUCAGGGCAUCCUUGACCAAGAAUUCUCCGACUGCACCAUGCUGAUUGUGUCGCACCGGUCGACAGCUUUGGAGAGCAUCAACGUGCUCUUGCGUCUUGACGCCGGGCAGUUGAGCAUGUUUAGGGUGAACCGGGAAACUGGACAGCUGAUUGCAGUGCGUCCCUGGGACAGUUGA
Messenger RNA from Cordyceps fumosorosea ARSEF 2679, 4323 nucleotides. RefSeq names its product ABC transporter, transmembrane domain, type 1. Gene Ontology annotation, biological process: transmembrane transport. The coding region runs from base 1 to 4323 and encodes 1440 amino acids. NCBI's taxonomy places the organism in Eukaryota, Fungi, Ascomycota, Sordariomycetes, Hypocreales, Cordycipitaceae. The transcript is spliced from 3 exons. The record is from RefSeq and is a predicted model, not a curated record. Gene Ontology annotation, molecular function: ABC-type transporter activity; ATP hydrolysis activity; ATP binding. Gene Ontology annotation, cellular component: membrane.